AUGGCGAGCGGGGGCGGCGGGCUCGCUCCUCCUUCCCGGAGCCGGCGCGGAGCUACAUGGCAGCCGGGCUCUUCCGCCUCCCGUCACGGCCAGUUGGGCGGGACUAAGGCCGCCGCCGGCUCCGCCUCCCAGGCGCUGGACGGGACGCGGCUCGGGGCACCUGCCGGCCGCCACAGGGACGCCGAGGGGCCCGGAGGAUCGGUCGGCCAGGGCGGCGGCGGCGGCGCGAUGUGGAAGGUGCCGGUGGUGCCGCUGCUGAUCAACCUGGGCGGCUCGGCGCUGGGCUGCUGGGCCACGAUGCGCCUCAUCCCGGCCUUCCGCGAGCACUUCCUGGCGGCGCGGCUGUGCGGGGCAGACCUGAACAAGCCCUCCAGGCAGCCCCUCCCCGAGUCGCAGGGCGUGAUCAGCGGCGCCGUCUUCCUGAUCCUGCUCUUCUGCUUCAUCCCGGUGCCCUUCCUGAGCUGCUUCGGCGGGGAGCGCUGCCAGGCCUUCCCGCACCACGAGCUGGUGGCGCUGGUGGGCGCCCUGCUGGCCAUCUGCUGCAUGAUCUUCCUGGGCUUCGCCGACGACGUGCUCAACCUGCGCUGGCGGCACAAGCUGCUCCUGCCCACCGCCGCCUCCCUGCCCCUGCUGAUGGUCUACUUCACCAACUUCGGGAACACCACCAUCGUGGUGCCCAAGCCCUUCCGGGUGCUGCUGGGCGUCUACCUCGACCUGGGGAUACUCUACUACGUGUACAUGGGCAUGCUGGCCGUCUUCUGCACCAACGCAAUCAACAUUCUGGCUGGGAUUAACGGUCUGGAAGCCGGGCAGUCUCUGGUGAUUGCUGCCUCCAUCAUUGCUUUCAAUAUCGCGGAGCUAACCGGGGAUUGCAAGGAUGACCACGUCUUCUCCCUCUACUUCAUGAUUCCCUUUUUCUUUACCACGCUGGGACUGCUGUACCACAAUUGGUACCCCUCCCGUGUGUUUGUGGGAGACACCUUCUGCUACUUUGCUGGCAUGACCUUUGCCGUGGUAGGCAUCCUUGGGCACUUCAGCAAGACAAUGCUUCUCUUCUUCAUCCCGCAAGUGGCCAACUUCCUUUACUCGCUGCCUCAGCUUUUCCACAUCAUCCCAUGCCCCCGCCAUCGGUUGCCCAGAUUCAACACAGACACAGGGAAGCUAGAGAUGAGCUACUCGAGAUUCAAGUCAAAGAACCUCUCUCCUUGGGGAGCAUAUACCCUCAAGGUAGCUGAGAAGCUGUGCCUGGUGAAUGUGCGUCAGGGAACAGACAAAGAUGGAGAAUUUACAGAAUGCAAUAACAUGACCCUUAUUAACUUUGUGCUGAAGCUGAUAGGACCAACCCCUGAACAAAACUUGACGGUUCUGCUGCUGCUAAUCCAGGUUGCUGGUAGUUUGGUAGCUUUUGGUAUCCGGUACCAGCUUGUGCGGCUGUUUUAUGAUGUCUGAGCUGACCUGCGGUUGAUUGCGCCUCCUCUGUCCCUGUUAUCCAUUCCACCUGAGAAAAGCCCGGAUGCUCUCCUGCCCAGGGCGCUUCUUGGCUCCUGCCAAAAGGUGGGAUGCUGCUGCCUUCGCCGGGAAGAUCAGACCAGCCAAAGGGUCCAAUUGUCGGCCUCUUCUAGAUGCAGCAGCUUGGAAGCAACAUUUUCCCCCCUGGUGAUCUCUGGCUGCCCAUGGGCCUCUUGCAUCCUUGGGAGGGAAUCCAACAGAGUCAACGCCUGUAGCAACGGGUGAAGCAGGGGAUGCUCAGCUUCGUAAAUGGUUUCCUUGCCCUUUACCUCCAGGGGAGGAUCUGAUUUUGGUUUCUUCACUUUGUGCUGAAAAGAACUUCAUGUGUUUGAGAUAUUGCUCUGAAGCCUGUUUAGAACUGCUGUACUACCACCUUUCCCACAAACUUUGCUGGGUAUAAAUUUGUACUGUGCUUUUCUA
This is a messenger RNA of Pantherophis guttatus, 1929 nucleotides long. Lineage: Eukaryota; Metazoa; Chordata; Lepidosauria; Squamata; Colubridae. The record is from RefSeq and is a predicted model, not a curated record.